Molecule: messenger RNA, 1157 nt
Organism: Belonocnema kinseyi
Lineage: Eukaryota; Metazoa; Arthropoda; Insecta; Hymenoptera; Cynipidae
Exons: 6
Coding region: 129-1103 (324 amino acids)
Cellular component (GO): extracellular region
Molecular function (GO): chitin binding
Source: RefSeq, a predicted model, not a curated record
AAGAGGUAACUUUCAGCAAGCCUUGCUAUAUAAGUGAAUGUCUUACCGAACUCUCGAGAUAAAACGCGUGUGUGUUGUCCGUUUCGUGUCCUUAGUGUUACUCCUGUUUCUUAGUUACAAACAGAAAAAUGCAUCGGGUGUGUCUAAUACUUUGUGUCGCAGCCGCGACCGCUCAAAAUUCUUACGAUAAUUUGGAAACAAGAUCUGUGGCUUAUCCAGGAAAAAGUCUUGGUCCUUUAUAUUCUCAAGGAUUAUCAUCUUCUUCAGGAUAUCGUGACAACAGCUAUGAAGACAAUGCUGUCACACCAACUCCUGCCCCUGCCCCCGUUUAUAGACAACAACAACCGAUUUAUCGCAAGGUUAAUGAUGGAUCCCGGGAUUACCAAACCAAUGUGAGAGUUGUUGCUAACCCGCAACGAGGACCUUUCCGUGGACCUCCUCAACUAGGACUCAAUGGCCAGAGACUCCCUGAGGAAGAAUUAGAAGAAGAAAAAGAGGAGCCUGAUCGUCUUAGCCUUCUUCUGCCCCAAAGCAAAUUUGAUUGCGUCAAUAAACAAACCGGAUAUUACGCUGACGAAGAACUUAAUUGUGAAGUUUUCCACUACUGCCACGAAAAUGCAAAACAUUCUUGGAUUUGCCCUGAAGGAUUCACUUUCCACCAGGUGCACUUGAUUUGCAUGCCUCCCAGCGGUGAUAUUAUGUGCAAAAAAAGUUCGCAAUAUCACUUUGUAAAUGAAUAUCUCUACAAACCAUUGAAUCUGGCGGAAGCGGAGAGCAAACCAAAUGUUACUUUGAGAUACAGCGAAAGAUAUUAUCCUGCUGACAUUUACACCGAUGAGCGUGAGAAUGAAUACCAUAGCACCCCCAUUCGUAGACCAGUUAAUCAGCAACUUUACUUGAGCCAACAACCAGCCAAUCUGAACAGCUUGCCAUCCGGUGGACGUCCACAGCCAAAUCUUUCCCAAUUCCGUUCACCAAUCAACCAAGUCUUCAGGAGUCCCGAAGAAGUGAAUAUUCCUCUGCAACAUAGACGUCCUCAACAACCAGCUCAGCAGCUCAGAAGGUUCCCACAGGUCCGACCUGAGGAAGAAGACUAUGAAUAACUCAAAAAAAAAAAAAUUGUUUUCAAAAGACUCGAAAUGCUUCAAGUUCCAACA